GUGUAUUUUGGGCAGCCAAACAAACAAACACCGCAAGCAGUUGGUCGCUGUCAGACGACCACAACAACCGCCCUCCACCAACCCAACAAGUCCAAGUUCACUUGCGCCAAAGUGACAGUUUCCAAGAGCACACACACCGCGCCCUCCGAGGUCACACCGCCAUGUCACUUCACAAGAAUGGAGAUGCCGCAGGGCGGCAGGCACAGCAACGGCAGCAGCAGCAGCAGCUGUUGCGCGCGAGCGACUUGACGCUGAGCAGCACCGAGCUCAUCACGGUCAUGGAACGUGUCAAGCAAGGCAACCUUUCCGUGGAUGAUGCCAUUGCAGAGGUGCUGGCCGUUGACAGCGAACGCGCGACAUCUGGCGCUGACAGCACCACGCCGACACAUGAGCCUGCGCGAACGUUCAGCGCGCAUGCACCCGAUGUCCAGCACUCAACUGCUGCAUCGUCUGCUUUGGCAUCAAAGCCUCGAUCGCCACCAACAGCAACAGCGACAAUGGCGCCGCACCAACUGCAACAACAACAGCAACCCGAACACCCGUUACAGCAGCAGCAGCAGCCGCCGCCGCCGCCGCCACCACCUUCUUCGGCAUCCUCAACUUCACACCACAAGCGACAUCGACGGGACAAGAGCGGCGGUGGUGGCGGCAGUAUGGCUGAACUGUCAAACGAGGACCAAAUACAGCUUAUGAACUCCGUCCGUGACGGACGCAUCAGCGUCGAACAGGCGCUGCGGCUGGUGGAGGCGAGAGAAGCAAGAGCAGCAGCGCUGAAGCACGGGUCGGCAAAGCUGCCGGCAUCAUCAUCGCUGUCGUCGUCGUCGUCUGCUGUGUCGUCGUCGUCGCAACCAUUCCCAGCCGCCUCGGCAUCUUCAGCGUCGCAGCCCAAUGCCACCUCAACCUCAGCCACGCACGCCAUGCUGUCGGCCCUAUUUGGCUCCAGCGACAACCCGUCAAGACUGGCAUCAUCCUCGUCAUCGCUACCAUCAUCGUCAUCAUCAUCAUCAUCAUCAUCAUCAUCGUCGGCAUUGCUGCGGUCACACAUCACGACGUUGCCCCUUCGCCCCAUCUCCCAGUGCGACUUCCAAGACCUCCAGCUCAAGCACGCGCUGGCUGAGGCGGGCGCAGACGUGGACGUACACGCAGCAGCGGCGGCGAUGCUGGCGGGGACAGGGAAUAGCAGCAGUAACAGCAACAGCGCACACACGCGGCUGCGACACACGGUGGCCGUGCGGCACGUACAGGUGGCUUCGAGCGGCGUCGGUGCUCGUGGGGAGGGGGGCGCGACUGGCAGGGAUCGUGGUGGUUCUGGUAAUGACGAUGAUGGUGGUGAUGGUGAUGACGAUACUGAGCACGGUGGUAGCAGUGGUGAUGGUGAUGAUCGAAGUGCUGAUAGAGGUAGCGGUGAGACUCAUGCUGCGAUUGCUGGCACAUUGCGUUCAGCUGAGGUAGACGUGUCGUCCGCAGCCCCCACCAGCAGCAGCAAGCCAUCAUCACUUGCAAUGGACGAUGCAACAACCACGACAACCACGACAACCACGAGAGCAGCAGUGUCACCAGCAUCAACAACAGUGGCAGCAUCAGUGUCAAAGCCCCGCGCCCCAAAACCGCUGCCAAAGCCGCGACGAUCAAGGGGAACCAGCAGCAGCAGUGGUGGUGAUGGUGGUGAUGGUGAUGGUGGUGGUGAUGAUGGUGGUGAGUAUAUCGAAGUGGAGAGUGGAGCAGAAGGUGCUGACGACAACGAUGAUGACACUGAUCGCAAUGUUGGCGAUGAAGGGAGCGAAGGGGGUGCGACAACAGCGACGAUUGGUGCUAUCGAUGAUGAUGGUGGUGGUGGUGGUGGUGUUAUCGAUGACGAUGGUGAUGGUGGUGAUCAUGGUGAUGGUGGUGAUCAUGGUGAUGAAGGUGGCAGGCGAGCUGACAAUGACUCUGUUACCAAUGCAGCCAGCACAGCCGCGGCCUCCAAGCUCGGGGAAUCAGCUGUGCUUCGAGAUCUCUCCACACUGCUGUAUCUGUACCAGAAUCAGCCUGGCAUGGUCGUGCCUGAGCCGCAAGCGCAAAUCUCCAAUGCCAAUGGCGGCGGCGGUGGUGAUGAGGGCCGUGACGUCCCGAAACGUGUCACUCUCGUUCUUGAAAGCCAACAAUCCAUCCGAAAGGUCGUUCCACUGCCGGAUACACUGGACGCGCUGCUCGAUGCCGCCAGCAGCGCGUGCGGAUGUGUUGCGCAGUCCCUCCGCUUCCACCGCGAUGGGGCACAGGUCGAGUCCAUCGCCGUCGUCAGAGAUGGCGAUGUGCUGCUCGUCUCGGAUUCCGCCCACGUCCGCCCAACUUGCUGCCGCGCUGCAUCGUUGACGUCAUUGCCCGUUUCUUCCACCGGUGACUGCACGUGCAACCACCUCGCGCCAACGGCCACAGAGGAUUCGGACGCGUCUGACUGGAUCAAACUGAACGUCGGUGGAACAAUCUUCCGCACAACACGCGGGACACUCACGCGGGACGAGGAAUCCAUGCUUGCCCUCAUGUUCACAUCAAAGGACUGGAACAGUGCUGUCGAUGAGAGCGGGGCGUAUCUGAUUGAUCGCAACCCGCGCUACUUUGAGCCGCUGCUCGGAUAUCUCCGCGACCGGACCAUCAUCCUCGACCCAGGCAUCAGCGCACGCGGUGUGCUCGCUGAGGCGCACUUCUUUGGGCUGUGGGGCGCCAUUGAGCUGUUGGAGCCACUAGCCGAGCGAGAGGCGAAUCAGCUCCUGCCCAACCCUCCACUGUGCCGAGCAGAUAUGAUUAAGAUGCUGAUGACAACUUCAGCCACUGCUGCACUUCGGUGUCAGGGCCUCAACUUUGAGCGCGCCGAUCUCUCAUGCCUUGAUCUGCGACACAUCAACUUCAAGAUGGCCAACCUCCAGCACUGCAAUCUCACAAACUGCAAUCUCGAACACUGCAACUUCGAAGGCGCAUCCUUACAGCACGCUGUUCUCGAUCGCUCCAAUUUGAUGGGAUGUGUUCUGAGCCGCGCAAAACUCGACUUUGCUUCCGUUCGCAACUGCAACCUCCACGACCCAUCACACUACAGUCACGCUGUGCUCGAGGGUGCAUCGUGUCGCAGUGUGGACUUUGAGGACUCGAAUCUCAGCUGUGUGAACAUGCGCGUGGCCUGUCUCAAGCGUGCAGUUCUUCGACACUGCAACCUCAGGUGCUCGAAUAUGGCCGGGACGGACCUUGGCGAGUCUGAUCUCUCGGGCUGCAACCUGCAGGGCGCUAACCUGCGUGGUGCAAACACCAUGCGUGCAACCUUCCAUCGCCCCUACCGCCUGAACCAGAGCAGCCCGGCUUAAUGGUGGCGGUGGUGGUGGUGGUGUGGUUUGCGGAAGGUCCCCCAAGUUGUUCCGGUUUGUGUUUAACAUAUGCACUGGAGGAAAUGUAUUGACGUGAGUAAGGAAUAACACAACAUCAACGAG
Molecule: messenger RNA, 3455 nt
Organism: Salpingoeca rosetta
Lineage: Eukaryota; Choanoflagellata; Craspedida; Salpingoecidae
Exons: 16
Coding region: 162-3332 (1056 amino acids)
Biological process (GO): protein homooligomerization
Molecular function (GO): protein binding
Source: RefSeq, a predicted model, not a curated record